UUUUUUUUUUUUUUUUUUUUGUUACGAGCAUUUUUGGGGUCCGGUUUUCGUCACCGUUUCAAAAUCCCAUUAUCUUAGUCCUUCCAUUUCGCCAUGUCGACCUACAUUGAAAGUGAGAAGACCUCGGCAGUCACCGAGGUACAGCCUCAGCCACCAACAGAGAAAAAUGAGCAGCUUCACUCGGUGACUGAGUCGCCGGCGAUGGGUUCUCAGGACCAACCAGGGGAACAGCAGCAGGAGUCGCAGGAGGGACGGUUUCGACAGCUUUUCCGUUAUAUGCGCACUCGCGAUUUUUGGCUGCUCAUUUUGUUAGGUCAAGUUAUUGCUCUCGCGAACAUCAGCUCUUCCACAUUUUCCACUCUUCUAUCCAAUGAAGGAACCAGUAUCCCCGCCUUCCAGACGCUGUGGAACUAUGUGCUCCUGAACCUGGUGUACACGAGUAUCACUAUCUACAAGUACGGCUUCAAGAAGUGGUUUCGCAUGCUGUACACCGACUGCUGGAAGUACUUCAUUCUCUCCUUUCUCGACGUUGAGGGAAACUACUUCAUGGUGCUGGCCUAUCGCUACACCUCACUUCUGAGUGCCGAGCUGUUCAGUUUUUGGACAAUCAUCGUGAUCGUGAUCAUCUCAUUUAUCUUCCUGCGUGUCCGGUACCACAUCACGCAGUAUCUCGGGAUUUUCCUCGCCUGCGGCGGUCUCGGUCUUCUCAUCGCAUCAGAUUAUCUCCGUGGGGCUAACUAUGCCGCGUCGAACAAGGUCAAAGGAGAUCUAUUCGCCUUGCUUGCGUCUACCAUCUACGCCUUCAGCAACCUGUUCGAGGAGUUCAUGGUUUCGAAGCGUCCUAUGUACGAAGUCAUUGGCCAGAUGGGUUUCUGGGGUAUGUGGAUCAACGGUGUGCAGUGCGCUAUCUUUGAUCGGAGUUCUUUCCAUGGUGCCACUUGGAAUGGCAAGGUUGGAGGCUAUAUCGCCGGAUAUACCAUCGUCCUUUUCAUUUUCUACACCCUGGCACCCAUCAUGUUCCGGCUUUCGUCAGCCACAUUUUUCAACAUCUCCAUGUUGACCAUGAAUUUCUGGGGCUUGAUCAUCGGUAUCCAGGUCUUUCACUAUUCCGUUCACUUCCUCUAUCCGAUCGCUUUCGUUCUCAUUGUGGUCGGUCUCUUUGUCUACUUCACCAAGGAGAGUAAAAUGGGGGAGGCAGCCAAGCCAUGGCUCGGUGAGAACCAGGAGCUUGGUGUUGAUGGCGUGGGUACCGCUCGUCGUGCGCAGAACACUGGGCAUGCUCUUGUCUAGGCCGAUCCUAGCAGGGGGGCCAGGUGGGGAGACGUUCAAUGUCGGAAUGGAAGCAAUGUGCUGUGAUAAAAGUUUCUCUUGUUUACCUUAUUCUUUUUCUUUUCCCCGCUACCUUAUAUAUGUACUAGAAUCAGUUAAUAUGCAUAAUUAAUGCUAACAGAAUAAUGACGACAUGAGUCAAUUGGAUGGAUGUGGUUCUCUCUUCCUCUCA
Molecule: messenger RNA, 1501 nt
Organism: Aspergillus uvarum CBS 121591
Lineage: Eukaryota; Fungi; Ascomycota; Eurotiomycetes; Eurotiales; Aspergillaceae
Product: DUF914 domain membrane protein
Exons: 2
Coding region: 94-1290 (398 amino acids)
Biological process (GO): transmembrane transport
Cellular component (GO): membrane
Molecular function (GO): transmembrane transporter activity
Source: RefSeq, a predicted model, not a curated record